This is a messenger RNA of Melampsora larici-populina 98AG31, 1252 nucleotides long. RefSeq lists its product as uncharacterized. Bases 59 to 823 code for a protein of 254 amino acids. The transcript is spliced from 2 exons. NCBI's taxonomy places the organism in Eukaryota, Fungi, Basidiomycota, Pucciniomycetes, Pucciniales, Melampsoraceae. The record is from RefSeq and is a predicted model, not a curated record.
UGAUUUCAAGAAACUAUGUAUCGAUUCCCAACCAAACUCCGUCGGACUUCUAGCUCAGAUGGCCAAUCCCGAACUCCAGGUUGCUGUAGAACAUAGGAGAGAGAAAGUCAGCGGCUAUAUAGGCUCAUGGAAUACUCAACAAGCGAUUGCUCAAAACCAGCCUGGUGGUUUGGCAAAUUCACCGCCAACUAACCCUGAACACUUACCUUCGCGUGUUACUGCUGAAUUAAAAGAGAUUCUAACUAAAAACGGCACUGAACAAUGUCUACUCAGACAUCCUACAGACUCCAAGAAAUGGACAGUUAUGACGCCUCGCAAGAUCAAAAUCUGGGUCGAUGAGAUUAUAGCAGCACGUAAAGAAGGUCGUAACAAUAUCACUGUAGACAUUCCACCUCCCUUACCGUGCUUCAAGACAUUCAUCGGUGGAAGACUUCCUCCAGGCUAUCGAGAGUUUCCAAACGAUCCCCCACCAGCUGGAUUCAUGGCUGCUGCUCCAGCACCUAUAGUACAAAACGAAGUCACUCUGAUCGCCCCAGCUCAAGUAAUUGAUGACCGUAUCUAUCAAAGAAAGUACUCUGGAACCUUUGAAGAAUUUUUAGAUUAUGCUGAUUUUCCUGAAAGCGAUACCAGCUUGAGGGCAAACUUAAAUACAGGGCAUUACACUCGUUGGAGCGAUCUCAAGCCAGGUCCUGAUAUGAACAUUGCUGAAUUAAAGCUUAUCGGAAUCCCUCCAGGCAAUGCAAGUCAUCUCCUUUCUAGUGCAGUUAGGUACAAGAAGUUUUUGAUGGAAAAGCUUGCUGCACUGGAUGCGCAACAGCUUUGAUUCAUCAGUGCAAUCUGCUUCCAUUUCUCUCAGUUUUUAUUUUAUCUUUUAUUUAGAACGGCUUUAAUCUAUUGCAUUCCUCCUGUCUACAAUGUUCUGCUUUGAUAGCUCGAUUUUUUGUUCGUUCUUUGUUUGGGUUUCUUCUGCUUUGAUAGCUUGUCUUUUUGUUUGUUCUUUGUUUGGGUUUCUUCUCCUUUGAUAGCUCGUUUUUUUCUUUGUUCUUUAUUUUGUUUUCUUCUGCUUUGAUAGCUUGUUCUUUUGUUCGUUCUUUAUUUUGUUUUUCUUCUGCUUUGAUAGCUUGUUCUUUUGUUCGUUCUUUAUUUUGUUUUUCUUCAAUCUCUCAUUAGUAUUUGCUUUUGAUCUUAUUAGCGUCUGGCUCAUUUUCUUUGUAAUCAAAAGUACCAAUAAAAAAGUUUUUGCUUGGCUUCC